Trachymyrmex cornetzi is the source of this 802-nucleotide messenger RNA. RefSeq lists its product as uncharacterized. Bases 99 to 788 code for a protein of 229 amino acids. The record is from RefSeq and is a predicted model, not a curated record. NCBI's taxonomy places the organism in Eukaryota, Metazoa, Arthropoda, Insecta, Hymenoptera, Formicidae. The transcript is spliced from 4 exons.
CAAAUUUAUCAGUUUGCUGCGUAAUUUCUAUAUUCUUUGUUACAUGUGUAUGCUAUUUAUUACUUAAAAAAUAAUAUAAGCCAUAUUUAACAUAAUGUAUGUGCAUUUUAAGUAUACUAAUACAUUUGGCUGAUAAAAACAAAUUUAUCAAUCAUUUACGUGACCUAUCAAUUCCAAUGGAUCAUCAAUCAAGUCGCGUUCAAACCAUUCAUAAAGAUUAUCUGGAAAGAAUGAAAGAACAUCGAACAAAAAUGUUAACUGAAGCUAAAAUAUCACCUCAUUUAUUUAAGACUCAUUCCCAAGUAAUUAAGAAAGAUGAGAAAUUGCUGAAAAAGAACAUUUUUUACCAUGAAGGUUUCAAGAUAGUCAGAGCAAUGUCGUUGGCAUUAUUGAUAUUGAUUUUGUGUUAUUAUGGAUCAACGGAAUACAGUGUUUUGCAGAAUGGGCAGAUUCUUCGUGGUUUCCCCUCCAGAAAGGCUGUCUUGACAUUUAGUUUCGGCUAUUCCAUCUCACGCACCACACUAUCUGUAGUUACAGUUGGCAUGCUUAUUUAUUCCAUUUUAAUGAAGCAGCCGCAACUUAGUUUGCCUUUCAUAGGCUUCUUUUUAGCCGAGUUGGUGUGCGAUUUCUGUGAUGUGAUUAUAAUGAUCUGGUAUUUCUUCGAACAUCUUCAAAUACAAACUGCGUUAGUUUAUACUGCAGGACUUCUUCUGUUGCUUUUGGCAGAAGUAUGGACAUGGCUGGAUAUUGUGUGGCUCUACGAACAUCGAAACUUCAAAAUAUGCUAAACAAUGAUGAUAAA